Molecule: messenger RNA, 2315 nt
Organism: Etheostoma cragini (Arkansas darter)
Lineage: Eukaryota; Metazoa; Chordata; Actinopteri; Perciformes; Percidae
Product: ral GTPase-activating protein subunit beta-like
Exons: 16
Coding region: 3-2315 (770 amino acids)
Biological process (GO): regulation of small GTPase mediated signal transduction; activation of GTPase activity
Molecular function (GO): GTPase activator activity
Source: RefSeq, a predicted model, not a curated record
GCAUGGACCAAUCAGAGAGCAGCGUGCGGGGCCAUGUGAGCGUGCUCAGUUGCUUCCCGCCCUCUGUGGGCCGAGACGUUGCUGUUGCCGUGGUGAAGCCCCUGAGAGCCGGCCUGAGAAACCCCGACACCCGCCGCCUGCUGCGCACAGACAGCCAGGUGAAGUGGACAAUGGAGGUGUUGUGUUACGGUUUGACUCUCCCAUUGGACGAAGACACCGUGCAGCUCUGCGUAGACGUCUACACUGAUUGGCUGACGGCCCUGGUUGCCCCAAGAGACUCUUUCCCUCCACCAAUCAGCAGAGAGCCCAACCUGUACACCCAGAAGAUUCUGCGACACCUUGGCGGCCUCUUCCUGUCCAGGUGGGCGGAGCCUCCUCCCGUGGCGGUGCAGCGGCGUACGUGGCUCUACGGCGAUGAAGACAGUCAGCAGGUCGGAGGAUUCGUCAAAGAGUUCGACAACAUCGCCUUCCUCACCGUCAAGUGUGAUGUCACUGUGAUGUCAGAGCGAUGGGCGGCCGGGCGAGCCGAGGCGUGUGGGACGCUCUGCAGGAUCUUCUCCUGUAAGAAGACCGCAGAGGACAUUCUGUCUGUCUACCUGUCCAGGUUCUACCUGGUCCUGCAGAGGGGGGUCCAGGUGUCGGAGGGGGCGUGUCCUCCGGUCCUCGCCUCCAUCCUGCUGAACUCCACCUGUCUGUUCUGCUGCGACCUGAAAGGAGUCAACCUGCUGUUCCCCUGCUUCCUGUUGGCUGUGGAGAGUGUGCUGCUCGACAGGAAUGUGGAGGUGAUGGAGGUGAUGGAGGAGGGCGGGCGGGCCCUCUCUUCAGUCUGUAGUUACAUCCAUUUCCUCUCCAGUCGUCUUCCUCCUCUUCACUCCAUCAUCAUCGCUGCUUUCCACUGUCUGAACAUCUGGAUUACACAGCAUCCCACCCUGCUCCACAGACAGGAGUGUCUGCUGGAGGUGCUGGAGACCUUGGACUUGGGGAUUUCAGGCAGGAAGUCUGGAAAGGAACAGGAAGUGAGAUUCAAGGAGGAGAAAGAACUAAACCCCUCCUCUCUGAGAGUGAAGGAGGCUGCGGAGGCUACGCUCAACUGUGUGAUGCAGGUUUCGGGGGCCUUUCCGUUGCUGGAUGAGGACGCUCUGAUUGGCUGCUCUCUGAGGGACGCCAGUGUGAAGAAGUUCAGAUAUUUUGUGGUGGGCAGCUCGGUGAUCCUUGCCAUGCUGGAAGGACCACCUGGGCCAGGAGGGCCAAGAGACCCGGGGCCAGGAGAACCGAGAGACCCGGGGCCAGGAGGGCCAAGAGACCCGGGAACAGGAGAACCGAGAGACCCUGGGCAAGGAGAAGCGGGACCGGGAGAACCGGGACCGGGAGAACCAGAACCAGGAGAACCGGAGCCCGAACAAGGAGAACUGGCGAGGUGUCCGUCGCUCACCGUGCUGAUCCGAGGAGCGUCAGGAAGCCAUGGGUGGAGGCUACAGCUCCGCCUGCAGCCCCGAGACGGAAGGACAGCCACACAGCAGACUCUGGUCUCAGCGCAGCGUGGAAUUCAGGAGGAUUCUGGGAUGCGAUGUGGAGUCAAACAUCAGCUGUUUCCUGACAACAUGGACAGAGUUCCUUUAGUAAAAGCAGAUCUCAGCAUUCCACUGCUGCACGACAUUGUCACUGACAAGGUGCAGCAGCCGUUGCAACGUUUGCACGCGGCGUUAAAGACGCAGCAGCUGGUCGAAGCUCAACCGCAGGUCAGUGGACGCUCUGUCGUCAUGACGCCCUGCAGGCCGCCUCCUCCAAUCAGAAGCUUCGAGACAGCGAGACUCUUCCUUUCCCACCUGGGCCUCCUCACUCCGGAGACACUGAAAAGUCCCAGCGGUGUCCUCCCUCAGCUGCUGUCUCUGGACUCGUAUCUUCCGGGUUUCUUGGACGAUCUGAAGCGAUUGGACAAGCUUCCAUCCAGAGACUGUGACUCCGCCUCCGUCUUUUACGUCAGAGCAGGACAAAGGACAGCUGCUGAGAUCCUGAGGAACGUGGAGUCCAGCUGCAGCGUCCCGUCUCACUUCCUGGACUUCCUGUCGUCUCUCGGUUGGCCGGUGGAGGUGGGACAGCGACAGGGGGGCGGAGUCAGCACCAACAGCUUAGAAUUCCUUGCUGUUCUGGGGGACAGCGGCGGUGGCGUGUUUGACGGCGAGAAGUUCGUCCUAAUGUUCGCCAACGCCCUGACGGAGGUGACCUUCAUCGUCCCCCCGCUGCCCCGCAACGCCCUGACAGAGGUGACCUUCACCGCCCCCCCGCCGCCACACGGUCAGUCUCUGAUGAUCUAA